Molecule: messenger RNA, 4045 nt
Organism: Paraphaeosphaeria sporulosa
Lineage: Eukaryota; Fungi; Ascomycota; Dothideomycetes; Pleosporales; Didymosphaeriaceae
Product: multidrug efflux transporter AcrB transmembrane domain-containing protein
Exons: 2
Coding region: 90-3893 (1267 amino acids)
Cellular component (GO): membrane
Source: RefSeq, a predicted model, not a curated record
CGAUCUGAUCGAGUUUCUCAUUCCAUCUGCUCGCCGUAUCGUUCAACCCUUCCCUCGUUGAAGCGCCUGGUGGCGCAGUCGGCCAUACGAUGAAGCAGAGCUCGAGGGGAGGGCUGGGCAGGAUGCCAGCAGGGCUGCUGUCCAUCUUGGUAGGCUCUGCGCUCGCCGGCCCGGAUCUCACCACCAAACACGAGAAGGGCCGUUGCGCGAUAAGAGGACACUGCGGGAAACAGGGCUUCUUCGGCUCCGACCUACCUUGUCCAGAUAACGGAUUGGCGACGAAGCCAGAAGCCGAGAUCAGAAAGAAGUUGGUCGACAUAUGUGGAGACAAGUGGUCAGAUACAGAUGUGUGCUGUAACGAGGAACAGCUAGAUGCACUCAGCAGCAAUCUCGGCCGUGCCUCAGGCAUCAUAAAUUCAUGUCCGGCAUGCAAGGAAAACUUCUUCAACUUGUUCUGCACCUUCACGUGCUCCCCCGACCAGUCGCUGUUCAUAAACGUUACGAAAACCGAACCAAAAAGCGACAAAUAUCUCGUUACUGAGCUGGACCACCUCGUCUCCAAUGAGUACGGAUCAGGCUUCUACGACAGUUGCAAAGACGUCAAGUUUGGGGCAACGAAUGGCAAAGCCAUGGACUUCAUCGGCGGCGGGGCUAAGAACUACACUGAGUUUCUAAAGUUUCUGGGAGACAAAAAGCUCCUGGGGAGUCCAUUCCAGAUCAACUUCCCUCGCCCGGACGAGAGCAAAUUCCCCAACAUGGCUCCGCAGACCAAGGACGCACACCCGUGCAACUCCACCGACCCAAAGUAUCGAUGCGCAUGCUUAGAUUGUGGCGGUUCCUGCGCGGAACUGUCCGAGGUUACGGAAGCCAAACAAUGUUAUGUCGGCCUCCUACCUUGCAUGUCAUUUGCUGUCAUCAUCGUCUACUCUGUCUUCCUUGGCCUGCUCUGCCUCGCUGUCACCGGACAUGUGGCGUACCAGAGUCACUCGAAGAACAAGAGUGAACGCCUACGUUUGCUUCAAGAUCUCGAGCCUAGCGAUGAUGAGGAUGAGGGCGAUAUCGUGCACAACGUGGGAAUGCUUGACCGCCCUACGAAACACUACUUUGUGAACACAUGGUGCGACCGCAUGUUUAGCAGGCUGGGAUACGUCUGCGCGCGCUUCCCUGCCAUUACCAUCAUCACCAGUGUGCUUGUUGUUGGGUUAAUGAGCUUGGGCUGGAUAAGAUUCUCGGUUGAGACUGACCCUGUUCGUCUGUGGGUAUCUCCGGACUCUGCUGCUGCGCAAGAGAAGGUUUUCUUCGAUGAGAAGUUCGGACCCUUCUAUCGUGCUGAGCAAGCUUUUCUGGUCAAUGAAACUGGAGGCCCUGUGCUGAGUUACGAUACCCUUGCCUGGUGGUUUGACGUGGAAGGCCGCGUUCAACGAAGCUGGCCUUUCGAAGAAGUCUGUUUUAAGCCGAUCAAUGACGCCUGUGUGGUUCAGUCAGUGACUGGCUACUGGCAGGGCGAUUUCGGCAUGGUAUCGCCGCGCUCAUGGCAGGACGAUCUGAAGGACUGCGUCGAUAAUCCGUCGUCGUGUUUGCCCACCUUCCAACAGCCCCUGGAUCCUCACCUCUUGUUUGGUGGUGUCAACAAAAGUGUGCUCGAUGCCUCGGCAAUCGUGGUCACUUGGGUCGUCAACAACUACCCCGAGGGUACUGAUGAGCUUCAGCGGGCAAUGGACUGGGAAGAAGGGCUCAAGAAUCUACUGCUUGCUGUGCAGGGCGAAGCCAAGGACCGAGGCUUGCGACUGAGCUUCAACGCCGAGAUAAGUCUUGAGCAAGAGCUAAACAAGAGCACGAACACAGACGCGAAGAUUGUGGUCGUGAGCUAUAUCAUCAUGUUCCUGUAUGCUUCACUCGCUCUUGGAUCGACAACACUCACCGUUCGCUCGAUAUUGCGCAAUCCGGCCAACGCCCUGGUCCAGUCCAAGUUCAUGCUCGGUAUUGUCGGCAUCAUCAUCGUCUUGAUGUCGGUUUCCGCUUCCGUUGGCCUGUUCUCCGCCGCUGGAAUCAAAGUCACUCUCAUCAUUGCAGAGGUGAUUCCUUUCCUAGUCCUCGCUGUUGGUGUUGACAACAUUUUCCUUAUCGUACACGAGUUCGAGCGCGUCAACAUCAGUCAUCCUGAAGGCUCCGUCCCUGAACGUGUUUCUAGGGCAUUGGGUCGUAUGGGCCCUUCCAUUCUGCUGUCCGCUACCACUGAGACAGUAGCAUUCUCCCUUGGUUGCGCGGUCGGCAUGCCUGCUGUGCGCAACUUUGCAGCCUACGCCGCCGGCGCUGUCUUCAUCAACGCCAUCCUCCAAGUGACGAUGUUCGUUGCCGUUCUAGCCCUGAACCAGCACCGGGUGGAGAACAAUCGCGCAGACUGCUUCCCAUGCCUGCGUGUGGGGCGAGCUGACGCCAGUUACCUCAACGGAGGUAUGGGCCAUGGUGCUGGUGAAGAAGGGGGGCUGCAACGCUUCAUUCGACGAACAUACGCGCCAGCUCUUCUCGGGAAGAAAACCAAGGUGGCUAUCAUUACUGUAUUUCUCGGUAUCUCCACACUUGCCCUAGCCCUAUUUCCAAACGUUCAACUUGGACUUGACCAGCGUCUUGCGAUCCCGUCCGACUCUUACCUCAUCCCCUAUUUCAACGAUCUCUAUGACUAUUUCGAUGCCGGUCCGCCUGUUUACUUUGUUACAAAAGAGCUCAACGAUACCCAGCGCGAGGCACAGAAGGAGCUCUGCGGACGCUUCUCCACCUGCCACCAAGAGAGUCUUGCGAACAUCAUCGAGGCUGAGCGCAAACGGCCCGAGGUUUCCUUCCUCGCUGCAUCUGCAGCUAAUUGGCUAGAUGACUUCUUCUUGUGGCUUAACCCGGAAAACUCCAACUGCUGUGUCAACGACGAUGGGAAGCCAUGUUUCGAGGAUCGAGAACCACCUUGGAAUAUGACACUAUAUGGUAUGCCCCAAGGCAAGGAGUUUAUCGACUAUUUGGACCGCUGGAUCCAGGCCCCGACAACCGAGGACUGUCCCCUCGGAGGCGCUGCUGCGUAUUCUAACGCUCUCAUCAUCGACAAGAAGCAUCUCACUAUUCCAGCAUCGCACUUCCGCACUUCACAUACUCCCCUCCAUUCACAGGAAGACUUCAUCAAUUCCUACAAAGCUGCCCGACGGGUUGCAAAGGAAAUCGAAAAAGACGUCCAGACAGAGGUGUUCCCUUACUCGAAGCACUACAUCUUCUUCGACCAGUACCUGUCUAUCGUGCGUUUGGCCGGUGCACUACUCGGUUCAGCACUAGCAGCUACGCUUGUAGUGACCACGAUACUUCUCGGCUCCUUACGUACCGCAUUUGUUGUUACACUCGUAGUCGCCAUGACGGUGUCCGCGAUUAUUGGGUCCAUGGCCGUCAUGGGCGUCUCGCUCAACGCCUUGUCUCUCGUUAACUUGAUCAUAUGUGUGGGCAUCAGUGUCGAGUUCACGGCGCAUAUUGCCAGAGCUUUCACUUUCCCGAGCCGUGCCACUAUGGAGCGCGCGCCUAGGCACAGGUUCCGCGGGAAGGACGCUCGUGCUUGGACCGCUAUGGUCAACGUUGCUUCAUCUGUCAUCUCAGGUAUCACGAUCACGAAAAUUUUAGGCGUAGGCGUGUUAGCAUGGACACGAUCCAAGAUCUUCGACGUAUACUAUUUCCGCGUCUGGGUCGCCCUCGUCUUCUGGGCCUCGACCCACGCGCUCAUUCUCCUCCCCGUACUCCUCUCUCUCUUCGGCGGCACAGGCUACGUCGACCCUGAGAGCGAAGGCGGCCUCGAGCAGGACCUGCGCAACCGCCAGUACCCGUCGCUGCUGGGCGACGACGACGAUUAUCUUAGCGACGAGUAGUGAUCCGCUGGAGGCUAAAGAUCCAGGCGAGGGCCCCAGCGAGCCACGGGCGAUGCACGUACUGCUCCAAAGCGAGUCCAGAGAGGGUAUAGAAGUGAUAGUUAUGACUACCGUGACGGAGGCCUUUGAGGAAGGUGUCGCGGGGUCGCCUG